UCACCUCUGAGUGCUUGCAUGACCCAUUCACCCUCCCCCUUCUUUGUGUGUGGCUCAACAUGAAUACACAGUGUGGCAUAGAUGUCCACUCCAAGCAAGCAGAUGGACCUCCUCGUCCCUAUGGUUUCCUGAGGCCGUAAGCUAAAAGGCCACCCCAACCAACCGGGAGAGUAAUAAAGAAAGUGCAGCAACUGCUUCAACAACUGCGGAGGGAGGAAGAAGAGCAGAAGAGAUUGCGACGACGCGAUCCAUGUCUCGUUUGUUCUGAGAGCAGAUGAAUCAUUUCAACAUCGGCAACGAAGCAUGAAGAACAUCGAGAAGUUGUUCUUCACGUGCACCAGAUGGCAGGUCGAGGAAACCAUCGAUCUCAUCAACUGCCCUUACCAUUACUUCUGCGACAGCGCCUACCGAGGCGACUACUCUCCCACCGUCGACUUGCUGGUGCUCCUCUUCGCCGUCUCAUCUUUCUUCUCCGCCACGGCCUUCACCCUCCGGGAAUUCAGCCUCAGGCGAAGCCGAACGGAGCCCAGCAUCGGAAGCUUCAAAAGAAGGCAUCUGUUGCCUUCAGGUCCGAUUGCACUUACUCUGGUAGUCCUAAUCUUUGCGAAUGGGCAAAGGAUCAACACCAUAUUCCCCCUCUCGCGCUUCGGCCCAGCUCUGCUCCAGCUUGUUUACUUCUCAGCUCUGGCUUUUAGGAAUCGAGCGGAGACCGACAUCAAGUAUGGGGUACUCGAAGCCUCGACUGUGUCGGGGAUUCUGCAUGCGAGUCUGCGCCUCGACUCCAUCAUCUUGCCUUACUACACAGGCUUGGAAGCUCUGACCGACUCCUACUUCUCUGGCGUUUGUACAACGUGUGUGUGCCGAAGAAAUGCUUUGGCGGCAGGAGGGAGCAGCGUUGCGUACAGGGGAUGGUCCAAAACCACAGUGUUGAUAGCCACUGCUCUUUGUUCGAGGAUGGCAUGCAGAAUUGUCGGAGAACAGAAGCUGGCAUUGUCGAUCAGGCUGACACUCGAAGGUGUCAGCUGGCUGUUGAUGGCGAAGGACUCCUUCGACCUGAUGCUGGGUGUUGUUCCACAGGGGAGUCUGCUAACGACGGUGGUUUAUGCCGGGCUCUGCUUUCUGAUCUUUCUCAAUUUCCUCAGAAUGGUAUUCAAUCUCUCGGUCUCCGUAGCAGAAAAGCAUCACAAGAAAGAAAUAAUAGUUAUGUGCCGUAACGAUGUUGAAAUGGCACGGUGAGCAGAAAAAUCAUACGAAUUACUUGCUUGUAAAAUGAUUCUUUCAUUUUAUCGAAAACAGAUGCUAUGAACUUGUACAGCUUUUGUACAUUGAGUUACUGAGAACAGCAAGUUUCUCGAUUCAGUUU
Molecule: messenger RNA, 1363 nt
Organism: Musa acuminata AAA Group (dessert banana)
Lineage: Eukaryota; Viridiplantae; Streptophyta; Magnoliopsida; Zingiberales; Musaceae
Exons: 1
Coding region: 304-1236 (310 amino acids)
Source: RefSeq, a predicted model, not a curated record